AUGAAGACGCCCGUCUUGCUCUUCCUCGUCCUGCUUGCCAUUCAUACGGUACUUCAAAUGUUUUCUCCUCUUUUCUGACACCGCACAAACACUUCACACCGUUCUCGUUUUGAAGUUUUCCAAGUCAUGUUCUAUACAGUGAUAACCUGACUGGGCCUGUCCUGGAAAACACUAAACUUGAGAAAAAUAAACAAAUAAGUGUGACCUGGUCUGAGCACUCAAAACCACUGGAGUCUGUUUCCUCUGACCUCCUAAAUCAAGAUCAAUAGCAAAAAGAAGAGCAUAAGAGACCUCUAAUCCUUCUUUUCCAUUCAUUGUCCCACUCUUAGAUCGAUGCAAAGUCGCCCGCCCGAAGCAAACGCCAAUGCGGAUGCUCUUCGAAACCUCAGAUGUCGUGCAAAUGUUCCGCUUCGGUCACUUCGCAACGUGUGUGCUCGUGUUCUCCGCUCCCGUAAGUCGACCUCUUCCUGCCGUCUUCCUACCUCUUUCCUUCCCCAGUUCCACCUCAUCCUGUGGCUGCCAAGCAUCCUCCUCGUGUGCCAACUCGUGUCGUUCCACUUGUCGGCCGACGUGCUCGUCUUCCGGAGGCUUCGGGUGUCGCAUGAACUGCCAGAACACGUGUGUCAACGCAUGCAAUAAACAAUUCGCGUAAGCAGUUCUGCCCGCCCACCCCUAUCGGUUACAUCUUCGGCACGAUACCCAUCGGCAACACCUUUCGAAGGCCGAUAUUUGAAACAACAAAGCGCGAAAAUCGGAACGAUUCUUUUUCAGACCUCAAGCAUCUACGACUGUCGUCAAGAAUCAGCCCUCUGUAAUCCGCGCCGUCGCCGGACAAUCAUGUCUUUCCGACUGCAACUCACAGGUAAACCACCGGAUGAUAUCCUGAUCAGACAAUCGAAAACUGCAGUGCUCGAACGUUUGUCAACAAAAACAAUACGGGUCCUCGCAAUGUGCAAGCUCUUGCAAUCGAUCGUGCUCUCGAGUUUGUCAAUCAAACCCUUCCGCGAGCGGAGUAACAUCCACAACUCAACCCCCUCUGAAGGUUCAUCCUGUCCAUUCGGAUAUUUUAAACGAAGAGUAUUCAGGUGCGCAUCAAGGUGCUUGAUGCCGGUGCUAACUGCAUGUCUUCCUGUUCUGACACUUGCCGCUCAUCCUGCUCAAACCGUGUUUCUCAAGCCACUUGCGAUGCCACGUGCCAGAAUACCUGCUCUUCGAUGUGCCCGGCUCAAGCUUCAGCUCAGUCAGCACCUGCAACUGAUUCAGUUCAAAGUACAACUACGACAGCACCAAUCAAAAUCAAGAUCCAGGUAAAAUUCGAAAAGUGUUCUUUAAACUGAUGUGAGUUAUCAGGUGCAACAGCAGCAACCGGCCCAAACUCCGUCACAGGAGCAGCCUCAAGCAUCUCCGCCGGUCUCUUCCCAGACUGUUCAACAGACUGCUCCUCAAGUUGCACCACAGCAGGUUCAAUGAUUCAAAGAAGUUUCGUAAUAUGUACAAUUUCUAGCCAAACUGCAUGUCGCAAUGUGAAUCGGGAUGUGCCAACUCAUGUGCUCAACUCUCUCCGCAGCCAACCGAAGGAUGUCCAGCCAGCUGCCAGAAUACUUGCUCUGAAGUGUGUGCUCCCACCGUCGCUGCUCAACCGAGCACGGCUUCUCCAUCCACAUACCCGGUCCUUUUGGAUCCUCAACAACGGUACCCUUCCUGUUCAUUUCUGAAUCUCUAAGCUGCUUAUUUCCAGAUGCUCUUCCGAAUGUCAGUCAGUCUGCCAACUCGCUUGCGUGACCCAGAAGUCUGCUCCGCCUGCCACGUGUCUUGACAAGUGCUCUCCACAGUGCGAUUCCGCGUGCACAAGUCCCCAGGUGCAGCGAAACUCUGCCCAACUCUUCACGCCUUCCGCAGAUCAGACUUCUGCUCAGCCGAUCAAGAUCAAUAUCUCGUUGACUUCCUUCAAUACGCCGUCUCCUUGA
This is a messenger RNA of Caenorhabditis sp. 36 PRJEB53466, 1967 nucleotides long. The record is from the annotation of a GenBank genome assembly. NCBI's taxonomy places the organism in Eukaryota, Metazoa, Nematoda, Chromadorea, Rhabditida, Rhabditidae.